AUGCCUUUUUUAAAGAGGUGAAGACUUAUAAUCUAAAAUUUGCAAAGAGGGAAACAAUCCUGGUCAAGCAAAGCUUUAGUUAAGGUUCUACCUCAGUAAGCAGAUUCUUUUAAAUGUGAUUAAAUUGUAUUACCUCAUUGCCAUUAAUGAAAUUGGCAAAAAGUUCAUUAUCAUCUCUCUUGCUCCGAAAAAGAAUACAUAAAACAACCGAUCUGAGCAUUAAAUCUUGGUGGGUGUGAAAAGUUCGACCAGGUUUUUGUAUUGAAAUAAAGCAACCUUUUAAUUAAAAAUGCAAAAAAACAUCAAAAACCAGUAUAAAUUUGAUUAGGAGACCCAGUGAGGCUCAUAUGACUGCGUGUGAUGUAAGUGUCAGAACAGGGUCAGCUGAGGGCCGAGGAAAAGCUUUGGGGCUCAUAUCCAGAAAUCGAGGAUAAGUUUAAGUCUGAGGCACAAUCGGCUCCCUUGUUUAUAGAAAGUUCACGAAAAAUAAAACUUUAAUGUUCUUAACGAUGAGGUGCCAUUUUUUCCCCCCCUGUUUUUUCUUUAACUUAAGUGCAUUCGACUCUAAUUUUGUAGUCCUGCAAAAGUUGAAGAAACUUUUAAAUUUGUACAUCAAAGUUGAACCAAACUGUCAGGUCAUAAAGAUUUUUGAUGAACCAGAAACCUCGAAACGACUUUUGCAGCCAACUCACGAAUGCUGUUGCAAAAUGUCUUAAAGCAGCUUUAGAAAAAACAUAAUGGUUUUAUGUUUAGCAAGACUUUAUUAAAAGUCUUACAACCAAAAAACAAGUGAAGCAUCACAAAGAGGCAAGGCAAAAAUUAAAAUCCAUCAUGGAGCACAAUGUUGUCUGUGGUUUGACAACCAAACUCCCAGAACUAAAAUGCUGGCUAACCUUCUACCACAUAUAAAGAUAACUUUUUCCAUGACAAUUUAUUUAUUUUGUCCCAAACAAAAGAAUCGUGUUGCAUUUUUGCCACCACUGGCUGAAAUCUUUGUUUUUCUGUCUGCUUCCUUCUCGGCCAGGCUUCCAUCUGCGCACACAGAAUAAAAAACAGCAGCUUUAAAUCAUGUCUUAUGACUCCCUCCACUCUCGGGGAUAAUCAGUGACAUGUUGGACUCGUGAUAGCUAACUGGAUUUUCAAAUUCGGGGCGACAAAGAAUGGGUUUACAAACAAGACUAGCUGAAAAAGGCUAACCUCACUAAAAUAGGACCAUCCAGAAACUUGAAUCUAAAACGUUGCAAAGAUUUCUUCUUCCUUUCAGGUGAAAGUAUAUGUGGAUCAAUGCUUUUUUAGGCAGCAAAAGGAGAAGAUAGGAGUGUCCUGUCACAGGGGAUCAGACUUGAACCCCAGUACCAUUUGUACCCUCCAAUUAGCUACUUUUUGCCUUGAACCCUGCACUUUCAUAUUCUUUUUAAAUCUUUUGAAUUCCAUCAUUUGUUCUAUGCCCUUAAAAAAGUCUUCUAGGACAAAUUGUACUGUUAAAACUACGUUGAUGAUAACUAUCCCGUUUUAGGACCACAAAAGGUGAGCAAUAGUUUUCUUUGAAACUUCUAACAGACGGUUUAAAAAAAGACCCAGAAAAAUGCAGCAGUCCUUAUGGUUUCUGCGUGUGACUUUCAGGCCUGAAUAGUGUAAUUGUAGCAUCACUGGAACAAAUUAGUUGUGAUCUGGUUGUUGCAAGGAUGAGGGUCAGGGGAUCAAGACCAUGUGAUUCCAGUACAAAAAGAAUGAAUGUAUCAUGAGCCGCUAAUGUGGCCUGUAUUAGCUUUGAUGGCCAUUAAGAUUCAAUAGAAACAACACAAACUAAACCCUUCAAACCAGCAAAAACCUAUGCUAAAGCAUUGACACAUUAUCACAAAACAAAAGCCUUUUGAUCAAUAGAGUUAAUAGAAUUUCCUUUUUCCCCUGGUUACUUACAUCAGCACUUAUUAAAUUAUGCUUUCAACAAAAUUUCCUGCAUAUUUCGAUUUUUUUUCUCGGACAAACUGUGUACGCUGAAUUAAGCUCUUUUUGUUCCAAUAGCUUAUCUUAAGUCGUGUUAAUUUUCUUUUCUUUUAUAAUCUGAUCCUGCAAUGUGCAAUACUUGAGAGUUUUUGUUGGUUAGGGCUCAAAGGCAGCUCCUAAUGAGCCAGCAAGUUGAUGGCUGGAUUUUGGAUUUAAUUGUUGUGGUUAAUAAUUUCAAAUAAGAUGAAAUAACUGCAUCAUACCCUUCUGGAAAUCUGCUUUGUUUUGUUAUAAUGAACUAGGAAUCAAAUGCACUUUUUUACUAUUCUAUUUGUCAUCAGAAGAUCACAAAAAAGUGGAGAGUAGGAGAUUUAAGGCUUCUGAUGGGCUGCUUUCAUCAACUUGUAUUUUUCAGUUUUAAUUUUGAGGUAAAAUCUUUCUUAUAAUACUCAUUUCAACCAUAUGAGUUGCUUUCAGUCCAGUAAAUGGAGCAGAAUUUUGGACUGCAUUGCUUCCUGUUCCAUUUUACUUCUUUAAAGUUUCCAGAAGGUUGUUCUCGACCACUUUUCCCAAACUCACAACACUGCAGGCAACAAAUAAAAGGGCCGUUUGUUAGGAGCAAAAAAUGUCCUUAACGCUUUUAACAGGAGAAAACAGUUGUGGGGAAAAUAAAAAGCAACUCUGAUGAGUUUUUUCCCCUACAUCAAAACAUUGUGUUUAGAAAUAGAGAUUAGCUGCAAUUAGCAUUGGCUGACCUUGCCCCCAACAGCACACCAGGCACAUCCUAACAAUGUGCCACACAAAAGAAUGACUGCAUCCAAUUCUUUCAAUUAUGCAAAUUAGGUUAAAAUGAAAGUAGCUAGGGUGAAAACUUUCAAAUGAAAAGUUUGAGGGGCUCGAGAAGCAGGACGGCAGUGCUUUUAGGCAGACUCUCUGCUCCGUCUUCUCAUACAGGCUAAGAUCUUCCACACUGUGAACUGAACACAAAGAAGGGAGUUUCAACAAAUUGGGAGAUUAGGGGCCAGUUAUCAAAGUAGAUUUAUUGUGCCUUGUUCAAGCGAAGGAUGAAAAUACCCUAUGGGCAUGGAGAAGGGGGUCAUGGGACUCCCAAAAGGAUUACCUAGAACUGGAGUCAUGAGACUCAGUGAACAAAGACCUUGCUCACAUGCUCAUCAUAUUAACCGGCCCUCAUAAAGUGAAGAAGUUUCAUGUCCUCUGGGAUUCGGUAAGAGCACUUGACUGGGAGAGCAGCACCAGGAGAAGGCUCAGCCAGCGGAGCAGCAAACACCGACACUCAAGCUUUGACCUGCAGAGCCUGAAACAUGAAUGCAAUCAUUGCGCACAGCGAGCUUGGAUUGAGAGGACUUUCCUUAAAAGGGAAUGUAUUCAUAUAUUUCCUGGCAAGGAUCCAACCAGAUGUGCCUGCGGUCAGCUGGUCACCCAUCACCCAGCCAUCCCUCCUGGAGCCAGCUCUCUCGAGGAAGCAGCCCCCCUGGUGCAGAUCGACACCCCAAAUGACAAAUGGAGUUUGAUCAAGCACACCAGGACAUAUCCAACAGAUUCCUUUGGAAUCAUUGAAUUCCAAGGAGGAGGAUUCAUGAACAAGGCCAUGUACAUUCGGGUCUCAUACGACACCAAGCCCGACAACCUUCUGCAUCUGAUGGUGAAGGACUGGCAGCUGGAGCUCCCCACGUUGCUCAUCUCUGUGCAUGGAGGUCUACAGAACUUUGACCUCCAGCCAAAACUCAAGCAAGUGUUUGGCAAAGGCCUGAUCAAAGCGGCGGUCACCACAGGAGCCUGGAUCUUCACAGGCGGAGUCAACACGGGAGUGAUUCGCCAUGUUGGGGAUGCUUUGAAGGACCAUUCCUCAAAGUCACGAGGAAAAGUAUGUGCAAUAGGAAUCGCUCCAUGGGGCAUUUUGGAGAACAAAGAGGACCUCAUUGGGAAAGAUGUAACAAGACCUUGUCAGUCGAUGGCAAACCCACUGAGUAAGCUGGCAGUGCUCAACAACAGCCACUCCCACUUCAUCCUCACUGACAAUGGAACUUGUGGGAAGUAUGGCUCAGAGGUGAAACUCCGCCGGCUGUUGGAGAAGCAUAUCUCUCUGCAAAAGAUCAACACUCGUUUGGGUCAAGGGGUUCCAUUAGUUUGUCUAAUAGUGGAAGGAGGUCCCAACGUUAUCUCCAUCGCUUUGGAGAGCUUGAGGGACGAGCCUCCCAUCCCAGUGGUGAUAUGCGACGGCAGCGGCCGAGCUUCUGAUAUCAUAUCUUUUGCACAUAAAUUCUCAGAAGAUGGAGGCCUGGUAAAUGAUGACGUCAGAGACCAACUUUUGGUCACCAUCCAGAAGACAUUCAACUACAGCAAAAGCCAAUCGCAGCAAAUCCUCCUCAUGGUGAUGGAGUGCAUGAAGAAAAGGGAGCUGGUGAGUUGUAACGAAGACGUUCAAUCAUCACUCCCCUCAUAUGUGAGGUCAGCUUCCAUGUGUGGUCAGCAAGCUUGUCAAUCAAUAAAAUCUUUUGCGAUUCUAAAGCAUCUUGUCUCCAUUGUCAUUCAUUCAUUCAUUCAAUGCAUCUUUCUGUGUCUUCAUGAAACCUGAAUAAACAUGUUUUUU
Molecule: messenger RNA, 4558 nt
Organism: Oryzias latipes (Japanese medaka)
Lineage: Eukaryota; Metazoa; Chordata; Actinopteri; Beloniformes; Adrianichthyidae
Gene: trpm1b
Product: transient receptor potential cation channel, subfamily M, member 1b
Biological process (GO): protein tetramerization; metal ion transport; monoatomic cation transmembrane transport
Cellular component (GO): plasma membrane
Molecular function (GO): calcium channel activity
Source: RefSeq, a predicted model, not a curated record